Messenger RNA from Austrofundulus limnaeus, 1742 nucleotides. It is a transcript of the gene fah, whose product is annotated as fumarylacetoacetate hydrolase (fumarylacetoacetase). Lineage: Eukaryota; Metazoa; Chordata; Actinopteri; Cyprinodontiformes; Rivulidae. Gene Ontology annotation, biological process: L-tyrosine catabolic process; L-phenylalanine catabolic process; homogentisate catabolic process. Gene Ontology annotation, molecular function: fumarylacetoacetase activity. The record is from RefSeq and is a predicted model, not a curated record.
GAGAACCUCCUGUCUGGAGUUCUGCUGAGUCAUGCUCAGGGAUGGUGUUCAUUAACUGCAGCAGGGUGUCUCCUGUAGGCUGCGUGUGAUUGGCUGAGCUCAGGGAGGUGGGUCUCCUUCAACAUCUGGAGAAGUUUAACUCUGCUCUGUCUUUCAGAAAAGUCUGUGAAGCUGAGAGGAGCAGCAGAAACCGUCCAACAUGUCCUUCAUAAGAACUGAUGAGACGUCUGACUUCUCCUACCAGAACCUUCCGUAUGGAGUCUUCUCCACGUCUGACAAUCCCAAACACCGUAUUGGUGUAGCUAUUGGAGACCAGAUCCUGGACCUGGGUGUGAUCAAGUCUUUGUUUGGAGGACCUGUGAUGUCCACACAGCAACAAGUCUUUGAUCAGCCAACCCUGAAUGCUUUCAUGAGUCUUGGUUAUGAAGCCUGGACAGAGACCCGGACCACCCUGCAGACGUUGCUGUCAGCCAAUGAGAGCACUCUGAGAGAUGACAUCAGUCUUCGUAGCAGAGCUUUUGUCCCUCAGAAGACAGCCUCCAUGCACCUCCCUGCAGACAUUGGAGAUUACACAGAUUUCUACUCAUCCAAAGAUCACGCCACCAAUGUUGGCAUCAUGUUCAGAGGGAAGGACAACGCCCUGAUGCCUAACUGGUUGAGGCUCCCUGUUGGGUACCACGGUCGAGCAUCGUCUGUGGUUGUUUCUGGAACCCCCCUUCACCGCCCUGUGGGUCAGAUGAGACCUGAUCAAACGAAGCCUCCGGUGUUUGGACCCUGUAAGCAGUUGGACUUUGAGCUGGAGAUGGCAUUCUUUGUGGGGGGAGGAAACCAGCUGGGCCAGCCCAUCCCCAUUGACCAGGUCCACAAACACAUCUUUGGGAUGGUUCUGAUGAAUGACUGGAGCGCCAGAGAUAUUCAAGCUUGGGAGUACGUUCCUUUAGGACCAUUCCUGGGGAAGAACUUUGGGACCACCAUCUCUCCCUGGGUGGUACCAAUGGAGGCACUUUUACCCUUUGCAGAGCCCAAUCCUAUCCAGGAUCCAGAACCACUGCCUUACCUGCAACAUCAGGAUCCAUACACCUUCAACAUCAACCUGUUUGUGUCUCUAAAAGGUUACUGUGAAGGGAACGGUUUCAGAGUUGGUUUUGGAUCUUGUCAGGGAACCAUCCUUCCUGCCCUGCAGCUCUGAAGUGGUCCAUUCAGCUGUCAUUUGUAAGAUUCUUUACAGGACCUCUGACCCCCACCAUCUGAACUCAUUUAAACCUGCUGCAGGAUCUGAUGAGUGUUUUUACUUUUUGACUAUUUUAUAGACAUGUAGUUGUUGUGUACAUGAGAACAAGCAGUUUGUUUUGUUCAAUUUGUUCCUUUUUAGCAGCAAAGAAACAAAAUUCAUGUUUACAGCUUGUUUUAUCUGAAAAAAACCUCAACUUUCAGGCUGUUAAUUUAAUUAUAGUGUGAAGUUUGAAUGUGGGUCCAUGUUUAGAGACAAACUGAUUUUUACACUAUUGCUCUACAUUUUCAGAUGGACUGUCAGUGCUCUGACUGCUGACCUUUGUUUUCAAACUUUGAAAUAUUCAGUCAGCUGUGUAGCUUUAACUCUAAGAAUAUUUUCCUGAAAAGAUUUAAUCUUACUGAUUAUUUUUGUUUCCUUGAGAUUUACACAGAAGUUGUGUAUUUGAAUACUAAACAUGUUUAACACUGACUGUUUGCAGCAAAAUAAAUCAUCCUGACUGAAAACCUCA